AGCAACGGUCACCGUUGAGACGGAGGAAGACGCCCCCAGCGGAUUGGCUGCACCGGGCCUCUCUGCAGCGUAGAUUGGCUGAAGCGUCGAUAGAGGGCCAGGCCUUGGCAGCCUCUGCCGGAGAACCGGCUGUCCCAGAACCGAGGCAGGACAGAACCUGUGGUGCCCCGCGGCACAGAGGAGCGACAAGAUGAUCCGCCGGAAGUCCAGCCAAUUCCAGGGACUGAAAAUGCAAUCGGAGCUUGAACAGCACUACGAACUGCGGAGAGAACCCAAGAAAGACCUCAGGUCAUUGGAUGAAUCGGCCACGCGGAUGGGAACAGGUGUGCAUAGCGAGUCGGGAACCGUGGCUUCGGUGAAUGCGGAUGAGGAUCCUGCAGCCGACUUGUUCCCGCCGCCACUGCCCCAGCCCCGGAUCUGCAUAUGGAAGUACCUGGACAUCCAUUCCAUGCACAGGCUGGAGAAGACAGCCAAUGUUGAGGAGAUGAGGGAGGUGCUGGCCGAGCUGUUGGGACUAGGCUCUCCUGCGCAGAGCCUGCGGGACGCCAUCACCCUGGACCUCUUCUCCCAUGCACUCAUCUUCUGCCGCCAACAAGGCUUCUCCCUGGAGCAGACAUCAACGGCUUGUGCCCUGCUCCAAGAUCUUCACAAGGCCUGUAUUGCAACCCCCUUGGGCAACGUGGAGGAAUGUUACCGCUACUUCACCAGUGUUCUUUUUUGCCACGGAAUCAGGCGGCCCCCCUUCAGUAUCAACCUCUUUAAGGAGGAACAGCUGCUGGCCCUGGCAGAUUAUGUGGUCAACACCUACUUCCGCCACUUCAAGCUCUACAAAUAUGUCUUCACACCCCAGGUACUGGGCCAUGGGCUACAAGAGGCCACCCCUCAUCUCCCCGCUUUACCUCAGUGCAGACGUCUUCCUCCCUCUUUCCAGGUGCGGCUGGAUCUAUCUUUGACUUACAUGGGGCUACAGGCACCCAAGCUCUGGCCAAAGGAUGAGACGGGUAAGGGAGAAUGCCGGGGCGAGGGCUGGACUGGGCUGGGGCUGAAGCCUCCUCCUGCCUUCUCGCUUGUAGAGAAAGAAGAGGGCGAAGAGGUGGAGGAGCAGGCACUCACCCCAGAUGAGGAGGAACCGGAAACAGUGGUCCAGCCAGAGCCAGAGCCAAGCCAGGUCUCCAUCCUCCGGGCCUACAUCAAGACCCAGAUGAACAAGGAACUGGAGCAGCUCCAACAACUGGUGGAGGAACGGCUCAAGGCCAGUGAGGAAAGGCUCAGCAGCAAGCUGACCGCACUCGAGCGGCCCCUCCAGCUACCUCCAGGCAAAGGCAAGAACAAGACCUAGUGACCCCCACCCUCUUCCCCAAUAAAGACCUGGACCAAAGUGGCCCUACCCUGCCCCCAUCCUGAGCACCUUCUGGGCUUCCCUGCACCAGACACAGGACGCUGGCUCUCCCUGGCGUGUAGCAGAUUUUAUUGCAUACGUGGCACAGGCAGCAUGGAUAAGGCCAGGCAUGGCACUCUGGGUGGCUCUCUUCCUCUUCAGCUCUGAUCUCAAAGCCCUGGCCAGUGUGGGUAGGUGUACAGGGCUGGUCUCUAUGAUACUUUGAUCAGUGGCGGGCCUGGCCAGGCAUGGGGGCCUGAGGCCAUAGCCCAGAGGGGCUGGAAUGAUAAAAAUCCUCCUCCUGGAGAGUUCUGCUUCCUGGGAUUCCUCAGGGCUGAAGUACUAGCCCAGCACCAUCAUGGCCUCAUCUUCAGUGAUAGUAGCUGAGUCCCCCUCCUCUUCAGGGCCCAUCAUGGAUAAAGGCCCUGGGGGCCGGUGCUGGAAGAGGGCUGCCCGGUUCUGCUGCUCACCCUUCUUCACCCAGUGUCCAUAGAGCCGGAAGGCACAGCUGUCAAUGAGGCGCCGCACUGGCCGCAGCGCAUAAGGGUCCCUCAACAGUGCACUCUUGGUCAGCGGCCGUACACGGUGGGUGCUUAAGGCCACCCGUCCAGCAGCCAGCACUGUCCACACUGCCACCUGGGAAAGGGGGCAGUGUGAGCUCCACGGGCACAUCCACCAAAAGAAAAAUCAUGGGACAGAGGAGCAGGCCCACACCCUGACACUCUCAGGCUUACCCGGAACCGCUGGCGGGGGCUGAGGUUCCAGGGUUGGCUGCCUUCACAGCGCUCAAAGAAUGGGUGCUGUAGGGCUUGCUCAGCUGUCAGGCGCUCCUCAGGAUCCACCUGCAGCAGCCUCGAGAUCUACGGGAAAUGCCAGAGCAUGAAGGGCAGCUCUUGGGCCUCCCUCCUUGCCCUCUCAUGGCCCCAGCUCACCAGGUCUUUCACAGUGUCAGAACGGUCAUCCCACUCAGGUGAACUAAACUGGUACUGGCCCUCCAUGAUCAUGCGUAACAUCAGGAUCUGGCGUCGGUGCCAGAAUGGUGGCGAGCCAGCCAGGAGUGUGAACAAGAUCACCCCACAGGCCCAGCUGAGAAAGAGACCACAGUCAGGGAGGACGAGGUGAGCGAAUGUGUUGAAGGACAUUACACAAAGGAGGAGGGAAGGGGGAGACCAGAAACUCACAGAUCGACCUCCUUGCCGUAGCCUGGGUGGGUUUCAUCCAUGGAGCACUUAAGGAUCUCUGGUGCUAGAUACCCUGGAGUCCCACACAACUCUGGGGAGAGAGGCCUGAGAUUGAUGGGAUGUCACAGCCCCCUCAAGGACCCUUAACACCAGACCUCUGCUGGAGCCUCAACACCACCAGAGCCCCAAGUGUUCCCAUUCUGCUCCUGCCUGCCUUCUGCGAAGUCUCGGUAUUAGACCCUAGCCCUGCUGAACAAUUCAAGGACCCACCAAGGCUCCUGGUGGCCUUCCUGGGAAAACCCGAUUUUUAGAUUGACUUAAAGGUGCUAUCCAACUGUAUCACUUGCCUCCCCCAACCCUCCAGCCAACCCAAUCCUCACACAAGUUUUUACCACGUUUUUACAUAUAUACACACAUAGAAAACAAAACUUAAAUCUUUUCUGCAUUCCUUUCUGCCCAAAUCUAUUCCUCCUCCUAUAAUCUCUACUGCAGUUAGUGGAACCACCACUCAACCAAGGGGAAUGAGUAGGAAUAUGGGAUUUCUUAAGGCACAUUCUGGGUAAAUUGUUUGUUUAAAACCCUUCCCUGGCUUCCCAUCAUGGCCUCAGGAUCAAGUCUAGACUCCUACAGCACAGAGCCCUCCAUGACUUGAUCUAAGCCUGUAUUUUUAGUUUCUUCUGGCACCAAGUCUUCCAUCUCAGCAAUUUCCAAACUGUGAUCCAUGGCACACUUCGAAGAGAUCUUAAUAGGCCUGAAUUGAGAAACUGAAUUUCUCUGGGGAAAUUCAUUCCAAGUCAAACUAUUUACUGAACGCCUACCAUGUGCCAAGCACCACACUAGACACAGUGGCGAAUUUGAUGUGCCCUUACCAAGCUCACCACCUACCAGAAAGCAAACAAAUAACAGAGUAAGACAUGUAUCAUGAAGUGGGGGAGAUAUAAGAGCAAAAACCAAGGGCUCUAACCUGACAUAGAACUUUAAAGUAAAAGCUGAAUUAUCCAAGCCAAGGGAGAGGCUGGAGUGGGCAGGGGCAAAAAUGAUGCAGAAUAGGGAAGUGUAUGUGGCAGCCCAAAGGGACACAAAGCACAGCAUCUGGAAGAUGUGUAAGUCCACAGAUUAAGACCAUGAACUCUGGAGUCAUACUGCCCAAGUUCAAAUCACACCUAUGUGACCUUGGGCAAGUCACCUCACCUCAUUAAGCCCACUUAUAAAAUAGAGACACAAAUACUAUUUCAGAGCUGUUGAGAGGAUCUAGAGAAAUAAGCCAUGUAGACUCAGCGUGGUGCCUUACUCACAAUAAGUGCCCAGUGAAUGUUAGCUAUUAGUAAGUCCAAUGCAGAGCCACUGAAGGAGAGGAAGUAGUAUAUUAAAGGCUCUGAGGAGUCUCACAGUUGAACUUUGUUUAGUUUUCCACUUGCACUAGAAAUGGUUUUCACAACAAAUGUGUGGGCACGAGGUGAGAAGGGCUGUCGCGCCACACCAGGCUCCUCAUAGCACCUAAGCAGCACACUGUGGACCUGCCUCUGCCAGACCCCAAAGGCACAGCUGAGCCCUGCUAUCCCUCGCCCCCUCUUUUUCCUCCUGUGGCAAGCCCAGCCUCCCCAGGCCGAGGUCCGAGCCCCUUCCUCUGUGGGUCCCUACAGCUGAAUCAGGUACUCCUUCCUGGCUUCCUGGCAUGGCCCCUUGCCUGCUGCGUGCCAUGAUCUGCUCACUUGUCUGCCUCCAGGUCAGGAAGCCCACGCUGAUUUGCACACGAGGCUCUGCACCCAGUGGGGACCUGGCAAGUGCUCACUGACCUUCCUUUCCUUGGUACUUGGGACCCAGUUCUCAGACCCAGCCAACCAGCCCCAGGCCUGAGCCUCUUUCCCUCCCAAGCCUCUCAGGGUACCAGGUCCCCUCACCUCGAAGCUUCUCGUCAGGUUCCAAGUGGCAGGAGAACCCAAAAUCUGACAGUCGGAUCUGCAUAUUGUCAUCUAGGAGAAUAUUCUCAGGCUUCAGGUCUCGGUGUACAAUGUUGUUGGCGUGGAGAAAGCUCACUGCUUCCAGCAGAGACCUCAUGAUGGACCUGAGGGAGGCACAGUCUCCUUUGCUUCUCCCUGUCCCGCCCCACCCCCUGCUCAUCCCAGGGGUUGCAGGCUCACCCAUUACCUGGUUUCCUUUUCUGAGAGGGCCACCUUCUCUGUGAGAUAGUCAAACAGCUCUCCCUUCCGCAUCCUAAGGGAUAGGAGGGGUUGGGAGAUAGGUGCACCUCACAGUGGCGGCUGAGAAAAGAAGCCAGUGCUCACAGAAAAUACCACGGAAGAGGCCAGUAAAGAGAUCCCUCUGUAGACAAAUGAAAGGGUCUCGAGACAGAGCACUCCAAGAGUGAACCGGGUGUCAGGGGCACUUUGGCCCAAUGGGUUGGCCGUCGAAAUAUCUGCACUGUGCCACAAGGGGGCUAUUUUAGCAAGAAUAAGUGCCUUAUGAUAAUAAUCAUUUACAGGAAGUCUGUGUUAUCUGAGAAUACACUCACAAAACGCCUUCUGAAGUGAAUCUAUUUAGACCACGGACCAAAAUUUUCCAGUUAAUAGUAGCAAGAAAGUUGAAUGGGACUUUACUUUGAAUUUUGCUUAUUUUAUCUUGUCUUUUAAAACUGAGGUUAUAAUUGCAACUCUGCAUCAAUCCUUGAAAUAAAGCACACACCAG
Messenger RNA from Globicephala melas (long-finned pilot whale), 5244 nucleotides. RefSeq names its product cilia and flagella associated protein 119 (gene CFAP119). Lineage: Eukaryota; Metazoa; Chordata; Mammalia; Artiodactyla; Delphinidae. The record is from RefSeq and is a predicted model, not a curated record.